Messenger RNA from Sesamum indicum (sesame), 4488 nucleotides. Its product is annotated as protein CLMP1. The record is from RefSeq and is a predicted model, not a curated record. Gene Ontology annotation, molecular function: protein binding. NCBI's taxonomy places the organism in Eukaryota, Viridiplantae, Streptophyta, Magnoliopsida, Lamiales, Pedaliaceae.
GAAUGAGAUAUUCCUUGAUUUAUAUAGAUACCAAACAGACUUGAGGCAGCAAAUCACUACUAUCGAAAUGAAAUUAUUGACUCUGGUAGGAUAUUGUUAACCAUAUUCUUUUAGUAAUCCGGGGAUCCAUCCUGAGAACCCUUCUUAGGGAGUUGACAGUGUUACUUUUUCGUCUAACAGAGAGCUAAUCGUAGCUGCAUGGCAGCAGUCUCAUCCACCCUCUCUCCAGACUAUUUUAAUUGUUGCAAAAUCUUUGACUAAGUUAUAUUUCCAUCAAACCUAAAUUCCCAGAACCAGAUUGUAUGCAUGAUGUAUGUUUGAAUGUAAAAAGUUCACAAGAGUUUAAUCCAAAUAAGAAAGGUCCAAAACUAGGUCGGUACAACUCCAAUAUGAAAGGUAGGAUCAUUGUCUAUCUUGUGAUUAAUAAAAGAAUUACGAGUAUUUAUGCAACAAGAAAGCUACAAGCAUUUGUGUAAAUUCUUUCAAUACCUUAAUUAGUAGGCCCACAUCAAUCUCAUGUGCUUUAUAGUAAGAGGUAUUAAAAUUAUUAAAAUAAAUUAGCAUAUAUAUUAAUAAUUAAUUUUAUCGUCACACCCUUUCAUACUUUGUUGUUCCCUUUGUUAUUUUAUUCCAUAUAUUAAUAAAAUACAAACUUCAAAGAUGCAGACGUCCUAUUAUUUGUAAUUUCUUCCCAACUUUUUCUUUUUACAUUUUUUUACUCAAUUUUUGAUUUUGUUACACUUCGCAUUUUAUCUAAUUUUUUAAAUUAAUUUAUUUUUAUUAAAAAAUUGAAGAACAAAGUAUAACUGAUCCCUGCAUUUUACCCUUGAUAAAAAAAACAAACAACAAAGAAUGUGCUUUCACCGAGCCGUCUGGCCGGAACAGGGCAAAAAUAUUUCAUCCGAUUUUUCGAAAUAUAUUUGCAAAAUUAAAUUCACAAGGCAAUAAAAUUAAUACAUUAAAUAACCAAGUUUUAACAAUCAAAGGUUUGCUUCCAGCUGUAUCGAGGUGUUUUUCGUGUCGCAUUUCUGCUUUUCUAAUUCCCAAUCUCUUGAAAGGAAAAUCCAAAAAUUCGAAAUCUAUUUUUGGUUUAUCAAAUUCAUAAAUGGGGAAAAGCUGUUGCAUAUUAGCAAAUAGAAUAGAGAUGUGGACGAGCAACAAUCGAAUCGUCAAUGGGGAAAAAUGACGACUGAAACGAUAUCUCGCCAUCAUUAUUGUACCUCUUGUCCUCAUCGAUGAGAAGGAACUAAGAUACCGCCCCAUUCCAUGAAUUACGAGCAGAGGCGAUUUCAAGAUGAAAUGAAAAACCAACGAUCUCAACAUAUCAACAACAUUCUUCGCUUUUUUGUCUAAUUGUGAUAGGUGGGGGUGGGGCGGCGGGAGGUGGAUGUUAGAUCGACGUUCGGCGUGCGGGUCUUUUAGAAGUGGAGAGCUGGUGGGAUUAGAUACUGCACCAAAUUUGGCUUUAUAUAGAGUUGGGCUGGCUGCAGGUUGGGAAAGAACCCUAAUCUGUUCUAGUUACCGUUUUGCCCUUGCCAUAGAGUCACUGGAGAGUGGAGACAUAUUGUAGGGAGAAAGCAACGGUGAUUGUGGCCACAGGCUGAUCCAACGGUUUACGCUGUCUAGGGUUUGAAAUUGAAAGAAAAACCCUGUCGUUCAAAUUUUCUCUCUGAAGAACCACUGAUCUCGAACCUAAUUCUUCUUGACAGAUUCUUUUCCUGCAAUUCAUCCGCUGGGACUUCUCAUUUCGAACAGAAUAAACACUCAACUUUCUUCACUAUAGGUGUGCUCGGCUUGUAAGUACGUCUCUGUUUUUCUUUUUCCUCUUUCUUGCCCUCUGUCAUUUCCGGAUUUUUAAGAAAGGACUUCAAACCUCUCAUUGAGAAAGCGUCGGAGUAGGGUUUGAUAUUGACAGCUUAUCUUUAGUGAAUAGAAAUUGAAUCUUGGGUGGGUGGGGAAGAAUUAUAUGGGUAAGUCUGGGGGUAGGAAAAAGAAAAGUGGUACGAGCCUAAACCAGAGCCAGAACCCAGUUGCCGGUGGAGAUAACCCUUCCCCACCUGUUGUUGGAACUGGUGUUAAUUUGGACUCUUCAGCUUUCCUGAAAAGAGCCCAUGAGAUCAAGGAGGAGGGUAACAGAAGGUUUCAAGCCAAAGAUUAUGUGGGUGCUCUUCAGCAAUACGAUAAUGCCCUUAAACUUACUCCAAAUGUGCAUCCUGAUCGAGCCGUAUUUCACAGUAAUAAAGCUGCUUGUUUGAUGCAAAUGAAGCCAAUUGACUAUGGUGCUGUGAUAUCCGAGUGUACAUUGGCGCUUCAGGUACAGCCGCAAUUUGUCCGAGCACUUCUUAGGAGGGCUCGUGCUUUUGAGGCGGUAGGGAAGUAUGAAAUGGCUAUGCAAGACGUGCAAUCGAUGUUGAUGGCUGAUCCAAAUCACCAUGAUGCCUUGGACAUUGCUGGACGAUUGAGGAUGUCUCUUGGCGCUCGUCAGGAGACCCAGCAGGACCCCCAGCGCCCAUCACCAGCGGCCCUUGGGGCAUCUGCAGUUCGUGGGACGCCAGUCGUGGGCCUUGGACCAUGUUCACCAGCCAGACCCGUACUUAAGAAGCCAGUGUCUUCAGUAGCAGCACCAACUGUGCCAUCUAACAAAUCGGAAAAGUUUUAUCUGAUUCCUCCGGUUGAGAAUGGUCCUGGGACCAAAAACCAGUUGCCGAAAGUUGUCUUGAAGUCUUCAAAUGGUUCUUCAGUUCCCACUGGAAAUUCUGGUAAGGAUAACCAGAGGGAACAGUCAACUAGUCCAUCAGGCUCGCUUCCACUUUGUGAGCAAGCUGCACACUCUACAAUGCGGUGGAGACCGUUGAAGCUUGUUUAUGACCAUGAUAUAAGGCGUGCCCAGAUGCCAGUGAAUUGCAGUUUCAAAGUUUUGAGAGAGGUGGUAGGCAAACGUUUUCCUAUGUCAAAAGCAGUGCUGAUUAAAUACAAGGACAAUGAUGGUGACUUGGUGACUAUAACAUCUACGCAUGAACUUAGAAUGGCUGAGUCAUGUGUCGACGACCUUAUUCAAAGUGACCCUGAUGCUGAUAAAGGAGACUCGAUUGGUAUGUUGAGGUUGCAUAUUGUUGAAGUGAGUCCUGAGCAUGAGCCACCCUUACUGGAAGAGAAGGAAGAGACACCUCUUGUGUUUGAGAUGGUAAAAGGAGAUGAAAAUGUGUCGCAACCUUCACUUGCUGAAUCUGCAGUCGAAGCUGCUCAUUCCAAGAUUGAUAACACUGAGAAAGUUGCUCAGGAGGAGAAAACUGGAAGACAAGAAGAGGUUGACUGCAAGGAGGUGGAGAUGGAUGAUUGGUUAUUUGAGUUUGCACAGCUGUUCAGGACCCAUGUCGGGGUUGAUCCUGAUGCUCAUAUUGAUUUUCAUGAGCUCGGAAUGGAGCUAUGUUCUGAAGCCCUUGAGGAAACAGUGACCAGUGAACAGGCUCAGAACCUUUUCAAGAAGGCUGCUCUGAAGUUUCAAGAGGUAGCUGCUGUGGCUUUCUUCAACUGGGCAAAUGUUCACAUGUGUGAAGCAAGGAAAAGAAUUCCGAUAGAUGGAUUGGUUGCUGCUUAUGAUUGGGUGAGAGAGAAAUAUUCUCGUGCCAGGGAGAAGUAUGAGAAGGCUAUACUAAUCAAACCAGACUUUUACGAAGGAUUGUUGGCUCUAGGUCAGCAGCAAUUUGAAAUGGCAAAGCUUCAGUGGUCAUUUGUACUAGCAAAGAAAGAUGACCUGUCAAAAUGGGAUCCAACUGAGACUAUAGAUCUUUUUGACAGCGCAGAAGAAAAAUUGAAAGCAGCAACUGAGAUUUGGGAGAAGCUGGAGGUGCAGAGAGCUAAUGAGUUGAAAGAUCCUACUACAAGCAAGAAGGAUGAACUUUUGAAACUGAGGAAGAAACAAGGUGGUGGUGCAGAAGGUGAUUCCUCCAAGUUAGGGGGUCAGGGGGAUGUUUCACCCGAGGAAGCAGCAGAGCAAGCUGCAGUUAUGCGAUUCCAAAUUCAUCUAUUCUGGGGCAACAUGCUUUUUGAGAGAUCUCAACUUGAAAGUAAAUUGGGCUUGCCUGGUUGGAAGAAGAACCUGGAUGUUGCAGUUGAGCGAUUCAGACUUGCUGGAGCUUCUGAAGCUGACAUUUCGGCAGUGUUAAACAAUCACUGCUCUAAUGAAAAAGUGGCUGAUGAACAUGAGAAGAAGACCCUGUAGUGUUACUGACGUGGUGUUGGAGAGAAAAGCCUUCCCCUCUGUUGAUGCCUUUCCUGUUCUCUUGUGUCAUGCCUCAGGGGAAAGAGAAUGCCUACCCUCUGUUUUGAAGUCUUAUACUUGGAAGAUCUUCGGUCAUGUCCAUGUAAUUCAUGGACUUCCAAGCUGACCCUAACUUUUUGCAAUGAUUUCUUAGAGAAAUUCUUUUACUGAUGCACAUUAUAAUUCAAUUCAUCAGUUGUAUCACAACUGAAAGAUAUACUUUGAUU